Tauraco erythrolophus (red-crested turaco) is the source of this 369-nucleotide messenger RNA. The record is from RefSeq and is a predicted model, not a curated record. Lineage: Eukaryota; Metazoa; Chordata; Aves; Musophagiformes; Musophagidae.
GGGGACGCCUACCCACUGGGGGCUCUGCCUGUGGGCACGCUGAUCUGCAACCUGGAGAGCCACCCUGGGAAGGGAGCGCAGUACAUCCGGGCAGCUGGGACUUGUGGGGUGCUACUGAGGAAGGUGAAUGGGACAGCCAUCGUGCAGCUGCCCUCCAAGAGGCAUAUGCAGGUGCUGGAGACCUGUGUGGCUACGGUGGGCCGGGUGUCCCAUGUUGACCACAGUAAGCGAGGGAUUGGGAAGGCGGGCCGGAACCUGCCACACACGGGCUUGUGGCAUCGCAAGGGUGGCUGGGCUGGGCGCAAGAUCAAGCCUCUUCCGCCCAUGAAGAGCUAUGUCAACCUGCCACGGGUCACAGCACAGGAGUGA